GAUUAUAAACUUGUGGCCCUAACCACAACAGGGGUUUAUUGGUUUGGAAUUAUUGUUGUGUUAUUAAUAAAGUAAUUGUUAUGAACUAGUUUUGGAAAGUUUUCUGGAACUGAAUUGUGUAUAUUGAAACAAAACAUUAAACAAGAGAUUAGUGCAAGAAAUUUCAUAACGUGUUAAUAACCUCAAAUAACAACACGUGUUUUCGGUGUAAGCAUCAGCAUGGAGGAUACCCAAAAAAUUAAAAAGAAAAAAUCAAAACAGCUUGAUAUAAGCAAAAUACAAACCGAAAAGGACUUUGCGCUCGAGUCUUCAGAAAAAACAGCCAAGCUUGAUGCUUCAAAUUGGCCUCUUUUGUUAAAGCACUUUGAUCGAUUGAAUAUAAGAACUAAUCAUUAUGUACCACUACCAAACGGAGCUUCUCCUUUGAAAAGGGAUAUAUCAGAGUAUGUAAAAUCUGGAUUUAUCAAUUUAGAUAAGCCCAGUAACCCUAGUAGUCACGAAGUCGUUGCUUGGAUUAAAAGAAUUUUACGGGUGGAAAAAACAGGUCAUUCUGGUACUCUUGAUCCUAAAACUACUGGUUGUUUAAUUGUUUGUAUUGAAAGAGCAACUCGCUUAGUAAAAUCACAACAAGCUGCAGGAAAGGAGUAUGUUUCUGUGUUCAAGUUACAUUCAGCAGUUGAAUUUAAGAAAGUAGUACAAUCACUUGAAAAACUAAAAGGUGCAUUGUUCCAAAGACCACCUUUGAUCUCUGCAGUAAAGAGACAGUUGAGGGUGAGGACAGUAUAUGACAGUAAACUAUUAGACUAUGAUGAAACAAGGAAUAUGGGAGUUUUCUGGGUAAAAUGUGAAGCUGGAUCUUAUAUUAGGACAAUGUGUGUCCAUCUUGGUUUGCUGUCAGGUGUAGGAGGUCAGAUGUUGGAAUUAAGAAGAGUUAGAUCAGGCAUACAGGGAGAAAUGGAUCAAACAGCUACAUUACAUGAUGUUUUAGAUGCCCAGUGGCUUUUUGAUAAUCAUAAAGAUGAAACCUACCUAAGAAGAGUGAUCAAACCACUAGAAGGUCUGCUGAUACAGCACAAGAGAAUAAUAAUGAAGGAUAGCUCCAUAAAUGCUGUAUGCUAUGGAGCUAAAAUUCUCAUCCCUGGUAUACUGAGAUAUGAAGAUGGAAUUGAGUUAAAUGAAGAAAUAGUAAUUGUAACCACGAAGGGUGAAGCCAUAGCAUUAGGUAUAGCUUUAAUGACAACAUCAACUAUUGCUAGUUGUAGUCAUGGUAUAGCUGCAAAAAUAAAAAGGGUGAUUAUGGAAAGAGAUUUAUAUCCCAGAAAAUGGGGCUUGGGGCCAAGAGCUAGCCAAAAGAAAAUUCUUAUUGCACAAGGUCAAUUGGAUCAGCAUGGAAAACCAAAUGAGAACACUCCCAAGGAGUGGCUUAACAGUUAUGUUGAUUAUUCCGCAUCUAAAGAUAAACAAGACACUGAAGAAAGCUCAGAAGAAAAGAAACGUAAACUCAGCAAUUCUGUUUUAGAUACAACAAGUGAAGACCCUGAAGUAAGUACAGAAAAGAAGAAGAAGAAGAAGAAAAGGAAAGUAGAGACUGAAGAAGAAGCUGAAUCAGUUCCUGAACCAGUUCCUGAAGCCGAAGAAGGUGUAGUCACAGAAAAAAAGAAAAAGAAGAAGAAAAAGGAUAAAGAUGUUGAAAAAUCUUCAGAUAGCUAAACUCAAUUAAAAGGUUUUUAUCAAAAAUAAAAACUUACAUAUAUUAUGGAAUAUAUUUUGAGUUUUUUUUAUAAAAGUACGAAAAGUUCAACAUACUGUUAUAGGAAACAGUAUUUUUUACAUUCUUUAUAAGUUCAUUUUUCUGUUAUUUUAACAGGUACCUCAACAAAUGUUUGUUACUGGCAAUUUUUGUAAAUAUUUUAAUCUUGUAUGUUACUUUCUUUGGUAUAUUUAGAUUUUUAAUAAAAAAAACAAUAUACCUAA
Molecule: messenger RNA, 1974 nt
Organism: Diabrotica balteata
Lineage: Eukaryota; Metazoa; Arthropoda; Insecta; Coleoptera; Chrysomelidae
Source: the annotation of a GenBank genome assembly